Dimorphilus gyrociliatus is the source of this 1225-nucleotide messenger RNA. Lineage: Eukaryota; Metazoa; Annelida; Polychaeta; Dinophilidae. The record is from the annotation of a GenBank genome assembly.
AGUUGUCUUACAGGAGCUACAGAUCUGUAUUUGGUAGGUAAAUUCAGUUGUCUUGCUUUAACGGCUCGACAAUCGGAUUCCGUUAAGGAUACUCUUCUAGAUCUUUAAGCCAAAGUGAACUACAUAUAAACUUUUCGAAGUGAAUUAUUCCCUCAUAUAUGAAGGUUGAUUAAUGGUUUAUCAGUUGGCUAACGCCUAUUUGCAAACAAGCAAAAUGAAGCUUUUUGUACUGAUGUUAGUUUUUAAUGUCUAUGAGAGUAUAGACCAAAAUCUGGAUUUAAAGCUUUAUGUUUCUGAAAUGAAAACACGUAUAGGAUGUUUUAGUGAUCCAUAUGCCGAUAGACUUGAUGACACCGUUUUAGAGUGCCCACCACUUCGAUAUGUCUUUGUUAGCAGAGUAUUUUAUGGAGUAAAAGAGGAGUUCAAUAAAUGUACAUCCAAAUUGAAAAACUCGAAGGAAAUUAAUUGUGGCACAGAAGGUCUUGAGUUUACGUUAAAUCACUACUGCGGUGGAAAGCAAGUCUGUCGUUUGGAACCUAAACAUUCGGGAUUAAGUAGUUUAAUAGGUAUUCCGAAAAACCCCUUAUGGAAAGGAUUACCAGCUUAUAAACGUUUGGCGGAUUCCUUUUGUAAAAUUUACAAUCACGCCGAAAUACAUUACCAUUGCGUUGGAGCAAUAAAUCUGGCAAAUUUCGGUCAAAAUCUCGAUUUACGGUUCAUAAAUGACAUAGAUCUUAUAUUUAGAUCUACUCAACCAUUGGUGUUUGAUUUCAGUCAAACUUUCGGUGGUUUAUUACGUAAUCCAUUGAAAAAUCACAAUGGAUGCUACGAUAAGGAUAUGCAUAUGAUUAAGUUAAAAGAUAUGCAUACGGGAAAUCAAACAAUUGUAAAUAUUUGUGAUCCAAGAAAUUCUAUAAUAAAGAUGGGAUUAAUCGUUAGAUUAAUAAUUGUAAAACGCUUCCCGGAAGUUGUUGAUUGGCAUCAUAAUAUUCCAAAAGGUUUCACUUGUAAUAAAACAUGUAGGUCAUCUCAUUUCGUUUAUAUUACAAAACAAGAGGAUAAAACAAAUUUCGAAAGAAUUGAAAAUACCAAGAACACACAGGUUGCUUCGUCUUCGAUUAUUAUUUAUAUUGUGGCUUCAGCUUCAGUGAAGUCGUCGAAAAAUGUUAGACCGGAAGUACUCAUCGUAUAUAAGGAAAAAUGGAAGUCAAUCUAUGGUGACUAG